UGCGGCUCAUCCAAACCAGCGCACUUCGCGUAUAAAAGGUGCAGGCCGACAGCGGGCCACUGCAUUCGCUCCUUGAGACUGCGAACAUGAAGGUUGCCCUUUUCACCUGUGCCGUGCUGCUCCUGGUGGCUGCUGCCACUGCCUUCCCCUAUGCCGUGAUUGAGUACGAGGUUCCUGAGGAAAACGUCAGAGUGGUCAGGUCUCCGCAGUACGGCCGCCCUGGCUACGGACACGGAGGAGGAGGAGGAUACCGCCCCCAGCACGGAUACAGACCACAAGGCGGCGGAUACUACCCUGGAGGCGGUUUCGGAGGCGGCGGAUUCAGCGGCAGUGCCUCCAGUGCUAACGCCGCCAGCCAGAGUUUCGGCGGUGGUGGAUUCGGCGGCAGUGCCUCCAGUGCCAACGCUGCCAGCCAGUCUUUCGGAUUUGGCGGCUAAAGCAGUGAGACUGAUGUUCGAAAAAGAGAACGUGUAAAAGAAAAAGUACAAAAAACGUGAAAAAGAUAAUAGUUUGUAAGCUGACGUGAUUACAAUAAAAAAUACUACAUAAGAAUAA
Molecule: messenger RNA, 555 nt
Organism: Cloeon dipterum
Lineage: Eukaryota; Metazoa; Arthropoda; Insecta; Ephemeroptera; Baetidae
Exons: 3
Coding region: 87-437 (116 amino acids)
Source: RefSeq, a predicted model, not a curated record